Molecule: messenger RNA, 1816 nt
Organism: Rosa rugosa (rugosa rose)
Lineage: Eukaryota; Viridiplantae; Streptophyta; Magnoliopsida; Rosales; Rosaceae
Product: pre-mRNA splicing factor SR-like 1
Exons: 5
Coding region: 208-1464 (418 amino acids)
Cellular component (GO): precatalytic spliceosome
Source: RefSeq, a predicted model, not a curated record
AAUUAUUAUCAAAUAGGAACGGAAGGGAUAAAUAUAAGAAGAAAAUCCGAACCCUCGGUCAGGAAGAAGAAAGAAAGCAAAAGAGGCGAAGAGGGUUUCAACUUCGAAUCGCAGCUGAUCCGCAUUCCGUUCCAUUAGGGCUUCUUCUAAUCUUUCGCAUCCGCUAAUCAUCGAUUGAAGGUUUGAAUUGCGGAAGAGUGGGUGGGAAUGGAGAUACAGACGAGCGGGAAACCAAUUGACUCGUUAUUGGAGAAGGUGCUAUGUAUGAACAUUCUGUCUUCCGAUUACUUCAAGGAGCUUUACCGGUUGAAGACGUAUCACGAAGUUGUGGAUGAGAUUUACAAUCAAGUAGACCACGUCGAGCCGUGGAUGACUGGGAAUUGCCGAGGUCCUUCUACUGCAUUUUGCUUACUCUACAAGUUCUUCACCAUGAAACUCACCGUCAAGCAAAUGCACGGCCUCUUGAAGCACAAGGACUCUCCCUACAUUCGAGCGGUUGGGUUCCUCUACUUGAGAUAUGCUGCGGACCCGAAGACCAUUUGGAAUUGGGUUGAGCCCUAUAUUACAGAUGACGAGAAAUUCUCUCCAGGUUCCAAUGGACGAAUGACCACUAUGGGUGUAUAUGUGCGUGAUUUGCUACUUGGGCAGUACUACUUUGAUACACUUUUCCCUCGCAUACCUGUUCCUGUGUUGCGGCAGAUUACAGCUAAUCUUGAGAAGAUGAAACUCCCAACAAAACUCUCUGGUGUUACUGGGGAGGCUACCCGUCAUGGAUCUGAUGACACUGCCCGUCGCCCACCUUCUGUGAAAGCGGCACUUUCAGUCUCCUUUGGUCAACGUGCCCCACACCGUGCUUCGACGAGGGACUCAUCACCUGUUCGUCGAACUUUACCGCCACCGCCACCUUAUGAAAAAGCUAGCACUGAUGAUUUACGGAGCCGUCGUAGCCAGAGCCGUGAGUAUUCUGACAGAGACUAUUCGGACAGGGACAGGGACAGGGGAAGGGACCGGGAUCGGAAUCGGGAAAGAGACAGGGAUAGUGAUCGUGAUCGUGAACGAGAAAGGUACAAGGAACGGGAGAGGGGUCGAGAUAGAGACAGAUCAAGGGAUAGAGAACGAAGUUCUGAUUAUGAUAGGAGGUCAAGAUAUGCAGAGAGAGAAAGCCGGAGGGACUAUUAUGAGAGUAGCCGUGAUGGUGGUAGACAUUCCCGUAGGAGUAGGAGUCGAAGCCGCAGUAGAAGCAGGAGUAGGAGUCGGAGCUUGCAAGCUGGCACUGGUCCUCAUGUAAGCCCGCCGAGAGAUGUAAACAAGGAUAGAACAUCUGUAUCUAGCAAUCUGGCAAAACUUAGGGAUCUUUAUGGUGAUGUGAGUGUCCAAAAAGGGGAUACUAGUAUGGAUAGGAUUCCGAGGAGCGAUAACGGUGCUGAAGAGGUGAUUAGGCUUGGUGGUCACCGAUGGAAAUAGUACGAGGAGGUUUGUUUAUCUGUUAUCAGAUGUCUCAUUUGAGUCUUCUGGCCAUAUACUCCUGUGACCGGGGAAAGAAUGGAGCAAAUCUUCUCUCAUGUUUUAUGUCUGUCUGCAAAAGACAUUGAAAUGUAUUGAUGGAUGAUAUCCAUUGCAUCACCUUCAUGUCGCAGUGCUGCUGCCUGUAUACUAGACCUUAUUCAGAAUUUCAGUUUUGAAAUCUAUUCAUGCCUCAUUAUGGGGCAUAUGUCAAAGUUUGUAACAUUAAGAUAAAUGAUUGCUUAAUUUUCAGCUCUCUAUCAUCUGAAUUUUUCAAAUUGUUUCUGCUAAAUAUCAAAUGUUUCAUGGACUA